Messenger RNA from Microthlaspi erraticum, 669 nucleotides. The record is from the annotation of a GenBank genome assembly. Lineage: Eukaryota; Viridiplantae; Streptophyta; Magnoliopsida; Brassicales; Brassicaceae.
AUGGUGGUCAGUCGCAAAGUUACGCGUCGCAUCAACAGGACAAGCUCCUCAGCUCGCAAAUCUCCGAUUCCAGAAACUUCGGAACCUGAAUCUCCGAUCUCCUCCAGAUUUCUCAACAUCUCACCGGAUAGCAUUCAUUCGCCGUUCUAUCUCACUAAUGGCGACAAUCGUGGACUAUCUAUUAUCUCAGAGGUACUUGAUGGAUCUAACUAUGAUAGUUGGAGAAUAGCGAUGAAUAUUGCCUUAGACGCUAAGAACAAAAUCGCUUUCAUCGAUGGAUCUAUAGUUAGACCUAGCGAAUCAGAUCAGUACUUCCGGAUAUGGUCUAGAUGUAAUUCGAUGGUUAAAUCCUGGUUGUUGAAUUCUGUUUCUAAAGAGAUCUACAAAAGCAUUCUUCGUUUCAACGAUGCUUCUGAAAUCUGGAAAGAUCUAUCUACUCGUUUUCAUAUCACAAGCUUGCCGAGAUUUUAUCAAUUGUCUCAGCAAAUAUGGUCCCUACACCAAGGCUCCAUGGAUUUAUCUACUUAUUAUACGAAGCUGAAAACUCUUUCAGAUGAAUUGGAUGGUACAUCUUGUGAAGAAACUUGUCACGCUUGUAAAUGUUGCAAGGCUACGGAUACUAAAUCUGAGCAUUCAAAGGUGAUCAAGUUUUUAGCUGGCUUAAAUUAA